Elaeis guineensis (African oil palm) is the source of this 1761-nucleotide messenger RNA. RefSeq names its product UDP-glycosyltransferase 73C5-like. NCBI's taxonomy places the organism in Eukaryota, Viridiplantae, Streptophyta, Magnoliopsida, Arecales, Arecaceae. Gene Ontology annotation, molecular function: UDP-glucosyltransferase activity. The record is from RefSeq and is a predicted model, not a curated record.
UUUUGCCAUCCUUUUUGGUUUUUUUUUUUCGGGUUCCACGGACCACUGGUUAUCAAUCACGAAGGAUCAAAAAUGACCAACCAAGUGACGAUGAACGGUCCCGGUGAUCCAAAGCUUCAUUUCGUUUUUGUUCCUUUUCUGGCCCAAGGACACAUGCUUCCCAUGAUUGAUGUAGCCCAGCUGCUGGCCAAGCGUGGUGUGCUUGCAACCGUGAUCAUAACACCCUUCAACGCCUCUCGAAUCAAGAACACCAUCGAUCGUGCAGCGAAGGCCGGCCUGCCGAUCCGUUUCGUCCCACUGCGAUUCCCAUGUGCAGAAGUUGGCCUACCAGAAGGCUGCGAGAACGUUGAUGUCGUCCCUACAGCAGAACUAGCAAAGAACUUUUUUGAAGCAACCGGUCUAUUAGGAAAACCGCUUGAAACAUAUCUCCGAGAACAGCAGCAGCCCUAUCCCAGCUGCAUGGUUUCGGAUUUUUGCAACCCAUGGACUCGGGAGGUUGCUUCCAGACUGGGAGUACCAUUAUUCACAUUCUACCCAAUGUGCAGCUUCUUUCUCCUAGGCAUGCACAACAUUCUUCACUCCAGUAUCCACGAUGCCAUCGCUGAUGAGACGGAGCCUUUUGUGGUGCCUGGUCUGGCGCACAAGAUCGAGGUUACGAAGGCCCGAACUCCAGAACUUUUCCCUGGAACCGAGUGGGAGAAGAUUCGUGAAGGGAUAAAAGCGGCAGACCGAGCGGCCGAUGGCAUAGUGGUGAACAGUUUCAGCGAACUGGAGCCAUGGUACCUGGAGAGGUACCAAGAGGUCGUGGAAAAGAAAGUCUGGGCCCUCGGACCGCUCUCUCUCUGCAACAAAGAUGCAGCUGAUAUGGCUAAUCGGGGGAAGAAGGCAUCCGUCGACAAGGAUCGAUGCUUGAGAUGGCUUGACUCGAUGAAGCCGAGGUCGGUCGUUUAUGUUAGUUUUGGUAGCCUGACACAUGUGGCACCUUCCCAAAUCAUCGAUGUAGGAGCCGGCCUGGAGGCUUCGAACCAUCCAUUCAUUUGGGUGAUCAAAGAGAUCGAGAACUCACCAGAAGUGGAGAGAUGGAUGUCGGGGGCGUUUGAACGGAGGACAAGUGCGAGGGGUCUUAUCAUAAAGGGGUGGGCGCCCCAACUGAUGAUCCUAUCUCACCCUGCUGUUGGAGGAUUCAUAACGCACUGCGGGUGGAAUUCAUCACUGGAAGCCAUCUCGGCAGGGGUGCCGAUGAUAACAUGGCCCUUCUUUGGAGAUCAGUUUCUCAAUGAGAGGUUAAUCGUGGAUGUUCUGAGAACCGGAAUCAUGGCUGGUGUCAAAGAUCCCUGGAUGUGGGGGACCGUUAGCAACGAAGUGUCUGUGAGGAGGGAUGAUGUAGAGAAGGCAGUGCGUAGCUUGAUGGAUGUAGGGGAUCAGGAAAGGGAACUGAGAAGGGAAAGAGCUACGGAACUAGGAGAGAAGGCUAGAAAGGCUGUGGAGGAAGGAGGAUCAUCAUAUGUGAACAUGACUCUCUUGAUCGAGUAUGUACGCAACAAGCUACACCAUUCUUGCAAUCCUCUUGGUUCCUAACCACCGUUACAUGUUCCCGACUCCUGGUUCCGAUAUCCAUGUCUAUGAACUGGCAGCUUUCUUUAUGCGCUAUAUCUGAAUUUUCUCGUGCGAGAAUACAGCAUUACUUAAAAUUCACCAGUACAUCUCUGUAAUCAAAACAAUAUAUACUUGAGGCUUUAAUGCAACCUCCCAUUAAUGCGU